AGAGUGUGUGUGCUGUGCUUGAGUGCUUCAGCUCUGUUUUCAGGUGUAGCUACGGCUGCUCAGGUGUGAUAGCUGAGCUGAUUAAUAAUUCAGCAACUGAACCCAGAUCAAAUAUUCUCUCUCUCUCUCUCUCUCUCUCUCUCUCUCUCUCUCUCUCUCUCUCUCUUUCUCUCUCUCUGUACACCAGGUGCUAACAGCUAGUAGAAGAGACCAAUUACAGAUGCAUCCUCACUCACACACUAACACAAACGCAUGCGCACUCACACGCACACACACACACACAUUAACUAGCGUGCACUGUGUUCAGGACCAAAACCUGCAGUCUGGAGACUUUCAGCAUCUAAAAAGGGGUACAGAUCACUUAGAACUUUUAAUACUUAUGUAAUGUAUUUUUAUGCAUGAUUUUGUUUGUGUACGUGUGUGUGUGUGUGUGUGUAUGUGUGUGUGUGUUGCUUAUUUUCUCUUUAGUAACACAAUGUCUGGAGCUAAUAGUGAUCACCUGCACCGGUCCACUCUAAGCAUCUAUUCAUUUAACCCUGGCCUGCAACAGCUGGUCACGUUGGGUAACAGCUAUGUGAAAGCUUUUCAAGCAUUGGCACUGACAAGUGAAGCCUACUUUAGUGCACUAGCAAAGAUGGGAGAACAGGCUCUCCACACACUCUCAUCCCGCUCGCUUGGUGAUGUGUUAAUCCAGAUCUCAGAGACCCAGAGGAAGCUUACAGCAGAAGUGGAGGGAGUAUUCUGCUGGUUCCAAGUGGAGGUGUUGCAGGCUCUGGAUAAGAACGUCAGGCUCGAUGAGGAGUACAUAGGCGGCAGCAGGAGAGUGUAUGAAUUGGAAGUAAGAAAUCAGGCGACGAAUCUGGAAAGGCAGCUGAGACGAGGAACAUACAGAGACUCUUUGGAGGGCAGUGAGUACAUGCAAUAUUUGAGGCAGAGCCAGUACGAGAUCCUGAAAGAAGAGGAGCGAAGAUAUCGUUUUCUCACAGAGAAACAUUGCGGAUUAGCACAGUCUCUGCUUUUCCUCCUCAACAAGACAGGGGCGUCUCUUCAGCAGAAAGCUGAGGGAUGGAAGGAGCGAGUGAACGAGAGUCAGAGCUCCAGGUCACGCACGCCCACGCCGUUAGAACAAGACACACACUUGAGGGCUGCAGUGAGUUCUCUUCUCCAGCCUGGAGACAGGGACGAGGGUUGGUCUGGACAAGACCACCAGUUGGGCAGGGUGCCUUCUAGAGCUCCGUCUCCCCUCCAGACACGCUCUCGUUCCGGCUCAGUGAGCGAGUCACCGGCCGUCAGCGGAGGUCAAUCAGUCAGAGCGCUUGUCUCUCACCCUGCCUCCUCAAACCCUGUGCUGCUCCCGUUUUCUCGGGGUGACACGCUCACUCUGCUCGUGCCCGAGCCACGCAACGGCUGGAUGUACGGUCGUCAUGACGCCAGCCUACGGCAAGGCUGGUUUCCUGCAUCCUACGUUGCUCCUGUAGAAGAUCUCUCCUCCUUGAGCUCAAGCGGUUCGUUGCUCCGGAACCACAGCAUAAACAACCUCCUGGACCCGACAAGCCAAUCAGAGUCCAUUGAUAAUAGAAACUACGGCGAGAUUCCGCCUCCGGCUCCACCCCUUCCAAGAGGCUCCAACGACCUUCGUACCGUCUCCCCGCUUCUGGACAGGAAGGCGGAGUCUGUGUAUGAAGUGAAGGCGGGUCAGUGCUACAGCGAGAUCCCGGCACCGGUGCCACCCGUUCGGAGAGCGUCAGGUGAUUUCCGGCCAGUCUCGCCGCUCCUCGACAGGAGGGCGGAGUCUCACUUUGAGAGCAUGACUGGUUACUCCAUUCCUGAGAGAAAGGCAGAGCCAAACGUAGAGAGACCGAAUCCUCACAGGCAGGCUCCAGAGCAUCCUCUCUUUCCCAGGGGAUCGAAUCCUUUUGCCACAGUGAAGCUCCGCCCCACGGUGACCAAUGACAGAUCGGCACCGAGAAUCCACUGACCAAUAGGAGCAGCAGACGACAAAGGCUCACUCUGAUUGUCUCUGACUCUUUACCACAACAUGAUGAAAUCUGAGCAUUUAAACAGGAGACGAGACACAACAUUAUAUUUGGGAUUGUUCUUCCAAUUUCAUAAAAUGUGCCUUAAUUCUUUACUAAAUUCCUAAAUCUCUGAUAAAUCAAACACACAUCUAACAGCCUAAAUGUGUCCAAGAUGACACUAAAACCCCUGAGUGAUUCUUGUUUUUGUUUUUUUAACAUAUUUGCGUAGGUGAAUUUAUUGAUGUUGAAUUAUUUUGCAUGGGUGUGGCCUAAUAUUAUAAUGAGGAUUCUUCUGCUUCAAAAUGAACCCAAAAUAUAGUUAGCAUAUAGAAAAGUUUGCCUGUUAACUAACACACAGUUUGGUUUUGCUUUCUAGAUUAGUUUUGACUAAGACAGUCUUUCAUUUGGGAAUAGAUUUUCAGAUGCUGGGGUCAUUUUAGCCUUAAAUUGCUAGGUUAGCAGUUUCUAGUUAGAUUAUGCUAAAGCCGAGAUUAGCUUGUAUUUCUUAGGUCAGCAUUUGUUCUGCUGAUUGUUCUGCUGAUUUUUUUUAAGAUAGCAGUUGCUACCUAGAUUAGGUUUAUUUUGCUGUAUUAUAUUUGUCUUCCAAGGAUAGCUUUUUUGCUAGGUUAGAUUUUGCUAACAAUGUUUUUUGGUGACUAAAUUGCUCAGAUUUGAACCCAUACUUAUGAUAAAAGCUGUGUGGGAGAGAUGAGCGAGAUCAGCCUUGUAAUUGGUGCAGGGAAAAAAAUAACACAUUUAGCCACGCCCUUUUAACAUUCAAUCGUUGAUUCUGUUACUGUCUUGUUCACUGGGUCAGUCACUUGGUCACUGGGUUGAUUACUAAUUUGCUCACUGAUUUGCACAAUGACUCGGUUACUGAAUCGCUCAUUGACUCGGUUACUGACUCGCUCACUAACUUAGUUACUGACUUGGUUACGAUUUGGUUAUGUUUAGUUAUGAGUGUUCUGUGUUUAUACUGUGAUAUAAUGUACAGUAGGUAUUGUGCUGAGUGUUCUCCUGUGAACACAUUGAGGCACUACUCUCUCAGAAGGCUUACCUCAGAGUGUGUGUAUGCAGGUGGGGCUCCAUUUCACUCUUAUAAGAUCAACAUAUCACUACAUGGAACCGUGCUGUAUAUUCCUCUAUAUUAUUAUAAACUCAGUGUCCCAGAAUGACUGAAAAAAGUAAUAAACAAAUUAUGAUUUAA
This is a messenger RNA of Tachysurus vachellii, 3225 nucleotides long. It is a transcript of the gene baiap2l2b, whose product is annotated as BAR/IMD domain containing adaptor protein 2 like 2b. The record is from RefSeq and is a predicted model, not a curated record. Gene Ontology annotation, biological process: positive regulation of actin filament polymerization; actin crosslink formation; plasma membrane organization. Gene Ontology annotation, cellular component: cytosol; nucleoplasm. Bases 395 to 1978 code for a protein of 527 amino acids. The transcript is spliced from 14 exons. Lineage: Eukaryota; Metazoa; Chordata; Actinopteri; Siluriformes; Bagridae. Gene Ontology annotation, molecular function: protein binding.